CUACGGCCCAGAAGCCCAUACAAGUUUUCAGGCUCUCGGUCCCUUCUCGUGCCGUCUCCCCGCCGCCGCCGUCGCCCAGCGCCGCGCCUCCCCGCCCUCCGUUGCCGGCGACAAGCCCCCGCAGGGAGCGGGCUAUCUGGAGUCCAAGCUGCAGCCUCGCCCUCCCGCUCCGUGCGCCGGGCAGCAGCAAGCGCCGCCCCAAGCCCUAGCCUCGCCGCCUGCCAGGUGCCUGAAGCCCCCUCGGCCCGUGCUCCCCUUCCUGUCUGCUUGUCGGAUUCACCGAUUGUAGCCCGCAGGCAUUUUCAGGAUGGGCAGUGAGGACACAAAAGAUAUGCUGAAGAAUGUGGACUGGAAAACAGUUGGUGGUGGUUCAGUGACUACUGACCCAAGCCAACCAGUUGUUAAAAAGCGUCUCCCAAAGAAAAUUAGACAAGUUCCUGAAUGCUAUUUUCUGCCUCGGCGAUAUUUGCCUUCUGCAUUGGCAAUCUAUGGCGCUGUGUGUGCUGCUGGAGUUGGCGCAGGGAUGCUGCUUGAGGUUUGGAUAAACAAAAAGAUCAAAGAGGACAGUGCCAUUGUCUGGGAAAUGGGCAAAUGAUUUGAUUGCUACCUCUGAAGAGUUCUCCUUGCUCUUGUGUUCAGCUGCUAAAGCUGCAUCUCAGAAAUAAUCCUAGCUAUAUUGAUUCAGAUUAUCUUUUGAUUCCCAGACAAAGUAAAACUAUCCUUUCUAAUGUACGGCACUGCCUUAUAUCUACAUUCCUGAUUUCAUUUUGAAUGCUAGCAUUACAGUAUGGUGUAACAGGCAGUAUCAGAAAUAACGGUGUUCCAGAACGAGCCAUUUCUGUUUGACAUUAUCAGUAGUCCGUCAUACGAAUUAA
Molecule: messenger RNA, 875 nt
Organism: Oryza sativa Japonica Group (Japanese rice)
Lineage: Eukaryota; Viridiplantae; Streptophyta; Magnoliopsida; Poales; Poaceae
Source: RefSeq, a predicted model, not a curated record